Molecule: messenger RNA, 2638 nt
Organism: Gossypium raimondii (Peruvian cotton)
Lineage: Eukaryota; Viridiplantae; Streptophyta; Magnoliopsida; Malvales; Malvaceae
Product: G-type lectin S-receptor-like serine/threonine-protein kinase LECRK3
Exons: 1
Coding region: 114-2480 (788 amino acids)
Biological process (GO): recognition of pollen; protein phosphorylation
Molecular function (GO): ATP binding; protein serine/threonine kinase activity
Source: RefSeq, a predicted model, not a curated record
GUAAGAUGGAAAAUUCAUUCAAAGUAUUGACUCUCAAAACUCAUUAAACCAUAUAUAUGUAUAACGAUAUGCUCCGUAAUCUAUAGGGAUAUUGUAUCUUUUAGGCCUCAGCCAUGGUCGCCAUUUCAUUUCUUUUCCUUGUGUGUUCCUUUUCCUUUCAUUUGCAUGCAGUAGCUCAACCAAGGAACUCCACUAUACGUUUGGGCUCAUCUUUGACACCCACGACCACCGGCAAAUCCGCAUGGCUAUCCCCUUCUGGUCUCUAUGGCUUUGGGUUUUAUUCCCAAGGUAAGGGCUAUGGUGUUGGGGUUUUCCUUGCUGGAGUUCCUCAAAGGACAGUAGUUUGGACUGCCAACCGAGAUGAUCCUCCUGUUCCAAGCACUGCUAGCUUGGUUCUUACAACCGAUGGAAGGCUCAUUCUUCAGUCACCGCCAAGACGAGAUGUAUACAUCGUCACCGAUGCUUCUCAGAAAAUUGCUGCAGCUUCGAUGCUUGAUACUGGCAAUUUCGUUGUAUACAACUCUGACGAGGACAAGAUAUGGCAGAGCUUCCAAUAUCCAACCACUAGCAUUCUACAAGGACAGCCUCUCUCAGCUGGGAAGGAGCUGGUCUCUAGUGUCUCGGAAACUGACCACUCAACUGGUAUAUUUCGUCUUAAGAUGCAGCAUGAUGGAAACUUGGUACAGUACCCUGUGGACACUCCUGACACAGCACCUUAUUCUUAUUGGUCAUCCUUUACAGAUGGUCAGGGAGAUGACGUGAGCCUGAAUCUCGACAAUGAUGGUCAUUUGUACAUGCUCAAUUCAACAGGCUUCGACAUAAAGGAUCUAACCACAGGAGGGUAUGAUGAUACAAAUAGAACAAUUUAUCUGAUGAAAAUUGAUUCCGAUGGCAUCUUUCGACUCUAUUCUUACAGACUCGAUCGGAACGGCAAUCGAUCAGUUAUAUGGUCAUCUACAUCAGACAAGUGUGCGCCCAAGGGUCUAUGUGGGCUUAAUGGUUAUUGCGUUGAUGUAGAUAGAGAAGCUAAUUGUAUAUGUCUUCCAGGAUUUGCUCCAGUUAUAGAAAGAAAUUUCACUGCUGGCUGCGAGAGGAAUUUCUCCAGCGACAGCUGUAAAAACGGUGAUGGGAAAAUCCAGUAUACCAUUCAGGCAGCUGAAAACACUGUAUGGGAAGAUACUGGAUAUUCUGAGGUGACUUCAACAACCAGAGAAGAAUGUGAGACAGCAUGUUAUGAGGAUUGCAACUGUGAGGCUGCCAUGUUUAAUGAUGGAAAAUGCACGAAGCAAAGGCUUCCUUUGAGAUAUGGGAGAAGGGAUCUUAGCAAUUCAAACAUCGCUUUGAUCAAGGUAGGUAUAUCUUCAUCCAUUAAUGAACCAAGAAAACAUGCUGAUGAACCUAAAGAUGGGAAGGGGAAAGUUCAUACGGAUAUUUUAAUUAUAGGGCUUUCACUGAUUGGUUUUGCAAUCAUGGUGCUAGUAAUUUCUGGGGCUUUGAUUCUUUGGAGUCGUGUUUUCAGAUACAAAAGGUUUUCUACAGACAGCAACAUAAGAUUGUGCGAGAACGUUGCUCCUAUUUCGUUUAGUUUUGCAGAAAUCGAGGCGAUGACUGAUAAUUUCCAGGAAGAAAUCGGGAAAGGAGCAUUUGGGACCGUUUUCAAAGGGACGGUAAUGUUGAAUGGUUUAACAAAAUUUGUGGCAGUGAAGAGAUUGGACAACAUAUCAGACCAAGGCGAACGAGAGUUCCAAAACGAGAUGCGAAUCAUUGGGAGAACUCAUCAUCGAAACUUAGUUCGACUACUAGGAUACUGCCAUGAUGGAGCUAAUAGGCUGUUGAUAUACGAGUACAUGAUCAAUGGAUCACUUUCCGAUGUACUCUUUACACCCGAAAGACGACCUUGUUGGAUCGAUAGGGUGGAAAUCGCUCGCGACGUAGCUCGAGGUCUCCUCUAUCUUCAUGAAGAAUGCGAGACUCAAAUAAUCCAUUGUGACAUCAAGUCUCAGAACAUACUAAUGGACGAAAACGGGCAAGCGAAAAUAUCCGAUUUCGGAUUGGCCAAGUUGCUAAAGCCAGACCAAACCAAGACCUUCACUGGGAUCAGAGGAACAAGGGGGUACGUUGCACCAGAGUGGCACAGGAAACUACCGGUGACAGUGAAAGCAGAUGUUUACAGCUUCGGGAUCGUAUUAUUGGAGAUCAUAUGUUGUCGACGGAGUGUAAAUUGGAGCCUCAAGGACGAAGAAGCUAUCCUUGAAGAAUGGGUCUACGAUUGUUACCAAGCCGGUAAGGUAGGGAAGAUAGCAGGGGAAGAUGAGGAGGUGGAUAUAAAACAACUUGAAAGGAUGGUGAUUGUAGGACUGUGGUGCAUCCUGGAUGAACCAACACUGCGCCCUUCCAUGAAGAAGGUACUGUUGAUGUUGGAAGGGACAGUUGAGAUCCCCAUACCUCCCUGCCCAACUUCAUUUUUAAGUUCUAUUUAGUUGUGUCAUGUAUUUUAGAUAUUAUAUUUGCUUUACAUUUCAUCUUUAUUUUGUAUUUGCUGCUAUUGAUUGUAAUAUUAAAACGACUCAUUGCCGGAUUAUAUGAACUUUCGAACUUGUUAAACAAUAAGGUUUUCACCAUUAGAGGCACAAGCAAA